AGUAUCCAAUUAACCUACAAACCCAGGCCAGGCGGAGGAGAGUGCCGCAAUCAGUAAUGUUAGGCGACAACACAUCCUCCACAAUAAUCCUCAAUAUCAGUGCCCCGCAACAUGGGUUCUCAGUUCCCUACUAUACUCCCUAUACAUUCACGAUUGUGUGGCAAAAUUCUGGUUAGCCCCAUCUACAAGUUUGCACUGCGGUAGGCCGGAUCACAAACAAUGAUAAGACGGACUACAGAAAGGAGAUAUAAAGCGUAGUAACAUUGUGCCAGGACAACUACUUCUCCCUCAAUGUUAACAAGACUAAGGAUCUAGUUAUUUAAGAAGGAACUGCAGAUGCUGGAAAAUCGAAGGUACACAAAAAUUCUGGAGAAACUCAGCGGGUGCAGCAGCAUCUAUGGAGCGAAGGAAAUAGGCGACGUUUCGGGCCGAAACCCUUCUUCAGACUAAGUAUCUAGUUAUUGAUUUCAGGAAGGACGAUGGAGUACAUGUCCCAAUCAGCCUCACUGGUGCCGAAGUGAAAAUGGUUGUGAGCUUUGAGUUUUAAUGAUCUGUCAUGGACCAACCAUACUGAAGCGAUAACUAAGAAGGCACAUUAAAGCCUUUACUUCUUCAGGAGAUUGAGGAAAUUUGGCAUGUCUUCAACAACUUUUACCAAUUUCUACAGAUGCACCAUAGAAAGAAUACUGUCAGGUUGGCAUGCAGCUCAGCUUAGUUUUGGAUUUGCCAGGGGAAACAAUCCAAAUUUGUUGAAUGGUGUAGUAGACAUGAUGGGCCGAAUGGCCUAAUGCUGUUCCUAUCACAUGAUCUUAUGAUCCCAGAUUAGGUCAAACCAGGGCAAAUCCACACCUCAAGAGCUAAAACUGGGGGAAACCACUCCGCAAAGUCAACACCAUCUUUCUGUCCAGAUCUGCUCAAAGUCAGAAGUGAGUGGUGCCUCUUACUGGUGCCAAUAAAAUCUGGGCAAAUUUAUUUUGGGAGGAGAUUUCUGGUGUCCAUUAUGUAUUAAAUAAAUGACUCGCUGGAUCUUGCUAUAAAUUAUGCCAAAUGCCCUGACCCUUGUUUCGCUUAAUGCUCUGACAUCUGACCUUGCCUCUCCUCAGGGUCAGGCUUAUCUACUAUGCCCCAAACCUGUUUUGUUUAAGCAAGGACAUGGAGGCUUGUUGCACAUAAGCUUUGAGAAAACAAGUAACAUAAUGGGGAACUUUUCUUAAAGCAGCUUAUUAAGUAGCUGUGUUACUCUGAGUAACAUCACCAUUUAGAUUUGUUCUGCAAUACAUCUUCCAUUCAAAUUCUUAUAAGAAACAGAUACAAUUCAUAUAGGAUUGGACAGGCUAGAUGCAGGAAAAAUGUCCCCGAUGUUGGGGGAGUCCAGAACGAGGGGUCACAGUUUAAAAAUAAGGGUAAGCCAUUUAAGACUGAGAUGAGGAAAAACUUUUUCACCCAGAGAGUUGUGAAUUUGUGGAAUUCUCUGCCACAGGUGGCAGUGGAGGCCAAUUCACUGGAUGUUUUCAAGAGAGAGUUAGAUAUAGCUCUUGGGGCUAACGGAAUCAAGGGAUAUGGGGAGAAAGCAGGAUUUUGGAUGAUCAGCCAUGAUCAUACUGAAUGGCGGUGCUGGCUCGAAGUGCUAAAUGGCCUGAACCUAUUUUCUAUGUUUCUAUGUUUCUUCCUUAAUUUCCAGGAGCAUAAUACCAAAAUGCCGACACAAUAUUACACCUCUUCUGCGGCUGUGACUGGAAUCCUGCAGCCUCAGACCUCUGGAUGUGGAAUCCAGACCACCAGGCCAGUGGAUCCCUACCCCAUCAAUGCUGUGGCACGCAUUCGCCCAGUGACAGGUACGAUUCUCUGGUGUAACGCUAAACCUACCCACUGCGCCUAUUAUGUUGCUGCACGUAAGAAUUUCAUUGUUCUGUUUUGGCACAUUCAACAAUUAAACACUCUUGAGUCUUGUCAGGUCAGAUGUGUAUGUACUUUUCCAAUAGGAUUCCAAUUCAGGAACAUUUCUCCACCGCGAAAUAAACCUGUGUGGAACGACCCCAGACAAAAGAGUGAACUAUGGACUGGCAGUGUAAAGAAAUACAAAGUGAUCCUAAAUCACAGGUCCACGGAGUCUAUCGUCAGUAGAAAGGCCCCGUUUGCUGCACGGACAUUCGAUCCUGGCUACAGAUACAAGGAUAAUCGGAUGGGCAACUUCCCUCGAUACAACACCCUGAAUGAUCCCCAUCUUUUCAAUUACUACGUGAAGAAGUUUGGAGUCGGAAAGCAGCCACGCUGUCUUUCUCGCUCGAGGAGUGCUCUGCUUCCACGAUCAUUUAGCUCCCGCUGUGACCUGUCGAGGACUGGGUCCCUUGCUGACGGUGAUGUUUUGUACAAAGUGAUGGUGAAAACGGGCGAGAAGAGAGAAGCGGGGACUGAUGCAAAGGUUUUCCUGCAAAUGAAAGGAUCACGAGGAAAAUUGACCAAAAAGCGUCUGUGGAAGAAUUACCUGUCAAAAAAUACUGACAGGCCAAAAUCAUUCUCCUUCAACAAGGGAUCAUCACAUAUGUUCAAGAUCUGUGGACCAGACAUUGGGGAACUCCAGAACAUCACAUUAGAGCACGAUGGUCUGGAAAUGCGACAGGCAUGGUACGUUGAACAGGUUUCCAUCACAAACACAGCUCGGAACAAGUCCUGGAAUAUUUCCUGCAGGACCUGGCUGUCCCUGUUUCACACAGAUUGCCAACUAAGUCGUACAUUCAGUCCCAUAACUGGAAGACGGAAUGAAUAUUCUGGCCCGUACACAGGGCAGCAAGUGCAGGGAGGUGCAGCAGUCAAAGUGGAAAGAAAACUACAAGGCUUUUUUUUAAUAAGGCAAAAGAAGAAUGUUUCUUUUGAAACAAAGGUUUGGAAAAGUAAGACUUUACUGAAGCUGGUGUGGUGGAAACAUCUGAAAGACAUGAUGAGAAAGAAAACUGGUGAGGCAGUUUAUGAAGUAGUGACUGUGACUGGCGAUGUCCGAGGCGCUGGAACCGAUGCCAAUGUUUUUGUGACUUUCUUUGGCGAUUUUGGGAUUACACCAAAAGUGCACUUGACCAGCAAAUGUAGAACGGCCUUUGAAAAGAACAAAACUGAUGUUUUUCGGGUCAAAACCAACAACGUGGGCCCGCUGAAGAAAGUAAGGAUCGAACAUGACAAUACGGGAAUGAGUGCCAGCUGGUUUUUGGAUCGGCUUGUGAUCACAGACAUGAACCGCCCUCACCUCCGCUACUACUUCCCCUGUAACCAAUGGCUCAGCAAAGAAGAGGCGGAUGGACUCUAUGUGCGUGAUCUACUAGGGAGUAUGAACCCAAUGGAUGUACCUAAAUUAAACAAAUACAUAGUGAGUGUCUUCACGGGCGAUGUCAAAGGCAGUGGCACUGAUGCUGACGUCUUUAUUAACAUUUUUGGUGAGAAUGGAGAUACAGGGGAACGACGACUCGAUAAUGACAAAGACAACUUUGAACGAGCAAAUGAAGACAAAUUCACAAUCGACUCACCUAACCUAGGACGUUUGAAAAAAAUUACGAUUGGCCACAAUGGCAAAGGUUCAUCAGCUGGGUGGUUCCUGGACAAGGUGAUCAUUGAUGACAUUGGAAACAAAUUAGUGACGAACUUUCCAGUCAACCGUUGGUUUGCAAUGGAUGAAGAUGAUGGUAAAAUUCAACGUGACAUUUUAGUCGGAGGAAGUCAAACAACUGGAGUCGUUUACAAUGUUUCAGUUGUAACCGGAAAUGUUAGAGGAGCUGGAACCAACUCCAAAGUGCACAUCCUUCUACACGGAUCCAAGGGCCUCAAAAACAGUGGGAAAAUCUUCCUGGAAGGAGGCCACUUUGAACGUGGUUUAAUUGACAUAUUUAACGUGGAGAUUGCUGCCCUCCUCAGCCCUCUCAGCCGGGUCACCAUUGGCCAUGAUAACGGCGGAGUCAGCUCUGGAUGGUUCUGUGAGAAGGUGAUUGUUUACUGCGCGUUCACCGGCAUUGAACAGACAUUUCCCUGCCGGAAGUGGUUGGAUGAGGAUGAAGGCGAUGGACUCAUUGAGCGUGAACUCUACGAAAUGGUUUCACUGCGGCAAAAGAGACAAAAAAAACAUCCGUGGUCACUGUGGAUUUGGACAAGUGACAUUAAGAGUGCCGGAACUGAUGCCAAUGUUUUCCUCCAGCUCUAUGGUGACAAAGGGAAGUCAGAUGAGAUGUGCCUGGACAACAACUCGGACAACUUUGAAACUGGUCAAACAGAUAAGUUUAUGAUCGAACUCCCAGACCUGGGCACCUUUUACAAACUCAGAAUCUGGCAUGAGAAACGCCAUCCUUUUGCUGGUUGGCAUUUGAACAAAGUGACUUUAAUGAAAUCACUGACAAAGGAGAAGUAUAAUUUCAAAUGUGGUCGGUGGUUGGACAUCAAUGAGGAUGAUAACGAGAUCAUACGGGAGCUGCCUGCUGAAGGAGACCUGGUGGAUAAAAUCCAGCCCUUGGUGAAGUAUCGGAUUAUCAUCUGUACUGGCACAGUGAGUGGCAGUGGAACCGACGCCAAUGUCUUUAUUUGCCUGAUAGGCUCACAGGGAGACACCGGAGACCGGGUGAUGUAUGACAGCAAGAAUAAUGUCAAUAAAUUUGAGAAAGGCAAUGCGGAUGAGUUUGUCAUUGAGGCAGUAAGUGUGAAGAAAGUGGAGAGGGUGAGGAUAGGACACGAUGGGAGAGGCGGGAGCUGUGGCUGGUACCUGGACAAGGUGGUCGUGAAGGAAGAAGGAGCUCCGGAAACUCAAGCCGUGGAAUUCCCAUGUUACAGGUGGCUGGAUAAGAGUGAGGACGAUGGUCAAAUUGUCCGUGAGCUGGUUCCGUCAGGAGAUGCACAGAUGCUGAAAAAUAUCCGGUACCAUGUCAUGGUGAAGACAGGGAAUGUUUCUGGAGCCAGCAGCGAUUCUAAAGUUCACAUCAAACUAUAUGGAGAGAAGGGAGACACCAGCAAACAGUCACUGGUCACCUCUGACAACGACUUGGGAAAUUAUUUUGAACAAGGGCAGGUGGAUGUCUUCAUCAUUGACACAAUGGAUAUUGGAACACUGAAACGCCUGCUGAUCGGACAUGACAACGUCGGCCUGCGAGCUGGCUGGUUCCUGGACAAUGUUCAGAUCAGGGUUCCAGCACACGGGAAGGAAUACAUGUUCCCUGCUCAUCGAUGGCUGUGCAGGGAUGAGUCAGAUGGCAAGACUGAGAUCGAAAUAUAUCCCAGUGAGAUCACAGAGAUUGAGAAACUGAUCAACUAUGAAGUGGAGGUACGCACAGGUGAUGUCGCUGGAGCUGGCACUGACGCUGAAGUCUUCAUCCAGAUUUACGGAAAAUUAGGAAAAACGGAAGUAAUCCGCCUCCAAAGCCGCUCGAACAACUUUGUCCGAAGAGAAACAGAAAUGUUUAAGAUCGAAGCCCUGGAUGUCGGCAGACUGGUCAAACUCCGCAUCGGCCAUGAUGGGUCCGGCUUGGCUCCGGGCUGGUUCCUGGAUUGGGUCAAAAUCAGUCGACUGAGCGCCAGGACCGUGGAAGAUGACAAAAAGAAGAAGAAAAAGAAGAAGAAAGCUGAGGAGGAUGCUGAUGCCAAGCAGGAGGAAGUGGUGGAGAUCUACACCUUCAACUGUCAGCGCUGGCUAGCCAGUGAUGAGGGAGACCGGCAGCUGGUGGCGGAGUUCCUUCCUGACGAAGCCGAUGACCUUGAAGAGAACACCUACACAGUCCAUGUGUUUACUGGGCACGUCAUGGGUGCGGGAACAGAUGCCAAUGUCUUUGUUAACAUUUACGGUGAGACAACAGACACAGGAGAACGACACCUCAAGAAGUCAAACCACCUCAACAAAUUUGAAAAAGGACAGGAAGAUAUAUUUUUGGUCAAAGCCAUUGAUCUGGGAACAUUAAGGAAACUCCGAAUUCGCCAUGAUAACGCAGGAGGGUACGCUGCUUGGUUUCUGGACAGAGUUGAAAUUGUCGAUGAAAGGGAUGACACCACGUACUUCUUCCCUUGUGAACGAUGGCUGGCUGUUGACGAGGAUGAUGGCCAGGUUGCCAGAGAACUGGUUCCUGUGGAUGAGGCUUUCCUGAAAAGUGAUAUGGACACAGAUGUAAAUUCUCAGGCAACGCUAGGCUUGGAACAAAAAGCCCAGUCCACCACCUACAAUGUGAGAAUAAAAACUGGUGAGAAAAAGAAUGCGGGAACAGACGCCAAUGUGUUCAUUAUCCUGUUCGGUGAGAGGGAUGACACAGGAAUUGUUAAUCUCAAGGCAACAAAAAAUAAUAAAAAUAAAUUUGAAAAAGGAAAUAUUGAUGAGUUUACUAUAGAGGCCGUGGAUAUUGGAGCACUGAAAAAAAUCCAAAUAGGACAUGAUAACUAUGGAGGGUGUGCUGGCUGGUUUUUAGACUGGGUGGAAAUCGAUGCUCCAUCCCUUGGACAAAUACUGCGCUUCCCAUGUGGACGUUGGUUGGAUAAAGCUGAGGAUGAUGGAUACAUCGUACGAGACCUCUUCCCUGCAGACUUACAGACCAAGGACUAUGUUCCAUUUGUUCCAUACGAGAUCACUGUCCGCACCUCUGACGUCUACGGAGCAGGGACUGACGCUGAUGUCUUCAUCGUCCUUUACGGGAGAGAUGGUGUCUGCACCCACCAGAAGUCUCUGUGUGUUAAUAAACGAGAGCGAAAGAUGUACUUUAAGAGGGACGCCGUCAAUAAGUUCAUCAUAGAGUUGGAAGAUAUUGGAGGGUGCAUCGAGAAGAUUCGCAUUGGACAUGAUGGUCGCGGCUUGAGCUCUGGGUGGCACUUGGACAGUGUGGAGAUCCGCCGACUGCUUUCAAAGGGGAAGGGCUCAGAAACGAUUGUGUUCCCCUGUGAACGCUGGCUGGCAAAAUCCGAAGACGAUGGAGAAAUCAUUCGAGAGCUGGUGCCCUUGGAGAUUAUUCAGAAAAAGCUGCUGAAGGACGGGACCCUGAGGCAGACUGAAACCACCGUGGAAGAUGCGCUGGAAACUCACAAUUAUAAGAUUUCUGUGUACACGGGCGAUGUCUACAGAGGAGGAACAGAUGCAAAUGUCUUCCUCACUAUCUACGGAGACCUGGGAGACACUGGAGAAAGGAAACUGAGUAAAUCAGAGUCACACUCCAACAAGUUUGAACGAAGCCAGGUUGAUAAUUUCACCAUGGAAGCCGUGGACCUUGGCCAAAUAAACAAGAUCAAGAUUCGCCACGACAACAGCAUGGCGAGCCCUGAUUGGUAUUUGGAGAAAGUGGAGGUGGUGGACGUGGAUUUAGAGGAGAACUACUUGUUCAUGUGUGAACGCUGGCUUUCAAAGACCAGGGAGGACAAGAAAAUUGAAAGGAUAUUGUUUGCGAAGGGUUUUGAAGGUGAUCGGACUAGUGUUCGCAGCUCUGCCAAAAGCCUACAUGGCUCCUCAUUGAGUCUCCGGAACCUAAACAAUAGUGCCCUUAGCAAGAAGGGUAAAAGGAAGAGUAUUAUUGAAGACACAAUUGAAGAAGGGCCAACCAUCCCCUACUGCAUAACAAUUACCACAGGCCUGGAACGGGAUGCGGGCACCACCAGCAGGGCUUACGUCAUCAUAAUGGGCGCUUACAAGAUUCACACCUCGCGGAUGUGGCUGGAACUUCCUGAAGGGAAGAAUGGAUUUGUUCCCGGCUCAGUUGAAAAGUUCCAGAUUAAGGGAUUGGACGUUGGAGAUAUCAAGAAAAUUGAGCUGGGUCAUGACGGUGCCACUCCAGAGAGCUGCUGGAUGGUGGAUGAGAUGGAAAUCACAGUGCCCACCAAAGGCAUCAUGUAUGUCUUUCAGUGCAAAUGCUGGCUUGCCAAAGACCGAGGGGAUGGAUUGACAGCUAGACUAUUCAGCAUCCUCGAUGCAGAAACUAUCCAAGUUGGCCAGAAGGUCCCUUUCGAAGUAACAGUGAUUACCGGCGACACUCCAAAUGCUGGGACUGAUGCCAACAUUUACAUGUCUGUCUUUGGAGCCAACGGGACCUCGGAGGAGAUGCUACUUGAUAAAAAUGGAGACAGAUUUGAGAGAGGUCAAGAAGAUACCUUCACCAUGGUGAUUUCUGAUAUUGGUCCACUCAGAAAAGUAAGGGUUCGCACUGAUGCCAAAGGAUGUCGUGCCGACUGGUUCCUGGAUAAGAUUUUCAUGCUGAACCAAAACACAAAGGAAAUGACUGCAUUUACCUUCAAUGACUGGCUGUCGAAAACCCGCGGUACCAAGAGAUUGACCACCUGCGAGCUGGCUGCUGUGGUCGACGAGGAAGCAAUGAUGGAGAACACAACCUACAUCAUCAAUGUAAAAACCAGUGACGUUUCAGGAGCUGGGACAGACGCUAAUGUGUUUAUCAUCGUCUUUGGAGAGCACGGUGACACAGGCACCCUGGCGUUGAAGCAGUCCAACAACUCUAAUAAAUUUGAGAGGAAAGCCUUGGACGUCUUUAAGUUCGUAGACAUGCUGAGCCUGGGAAACCUGUCCAAAGUCCGCAUAUGGCAUGACAAUAAGGGCCCAGCAGCUGGUUGGCACUUGGAACAAGUUGAAGUGAAGGAUGAAGCGAUGGAGGAAGCAUUCCGAUUUCCCUGUGACCGCUGGCUUGCCAAGAAUGAGGAUGAUGGGCAGACCAUCCGUGAAAUCCCCUGUGCCAACAAUGACAUUUUGGACCUCUCGGAGCGCACACGCUAUGAAAUCCUUGUCAUGACCGGUGACAGAGAUGAUGCUGAGACAAAGGAGAAUGGCUGGAUUAUUCUUGAAGGGAAGAAAGGGAAAUCCAAGGAACUCACACUGGAGAAUUCAUCCAAGAAAAAGAAGUUCCUGAGGGGGGCAAAGGACAAAUUUGAAUUUUCUUCGAAAAACGUUGGUGACAUAGCGACAAUUUUAGUAGGUCACUGUCCACGGGAUGGGCGGAAGUUCACUUCGAAGAAAGAUGUGGAGUGGCACGUUAAGGAGGUUAUCGUGACUGAGAAGGAGCUUGGUAACAAGUACAUCUUUGAAUGCAAUGCAAAAGUAAAGCUGAGCCACAAGAGAGAUGAACACAAGGUGUUCGAGUGCUCUAGAAUAGUGGAGAGCUUCGCCAGCAAGGUACGCAGUUUAGCGCCCGUCAAAUAUGAAAUCAUCGUCAUCACCAGUGAUGUCAAAGGUGCCGGAACCGAUGCUAAUGUUUCCAUCACCGUCUAUGGAACUAAUGGGGACUCGGGCAAUCGGAAGCUGAAGCACAAAUUCCGCAACCUCUUUGAGCGUGGCAGCACAGACCGGUUCAUUAUCGAAAUACUGGAUUUGGGAGAGUUGACAAAGGUGAAAAUUGAGCACGACAACGCCAAUGCAAACGCUGGCUGGAUGCUGGAACGUGUGGAGAUUACCAACACCGCCACUGGGGUCACCUCCAUCUUUCCAUGUGGCAAAUGGCUGGACAAGAAGAAGGGGGAUGGGCUGCUGCACAGGGAGUUAUAUCCUAAAUAUUAACUUGUGGCAAGAGCCCACCCUCCCUUCUGAUGUGUGGGAAAGAACUGCAGAUGCUGGUUUAAAUUGAAGGUAGACACAAAAUGCUGAAAUAACUCAGCGGGACAGGCAGCAUCUCUGGAGAGAAGGAAUGGGUGACGUUUCGGGUCGAGACCCUUCUGAAGUAUUCCCUUCUUCUAAUGACCUAUGCGUGGAUGUUUCCACAGCCAACUUACCCUGCUAGUGGUUUUUAACGGAUGAUCCUCAGCAAAAAGACACAUCAGCAGAAUAUUCAACACCAAACCCGCUCUUGCCGACUGUCCUUUGAGCUACGAAAACUCAAUGUGGGAAGCUCGUGCCCUGUACAUGGUAACGUGUAGCAAGGGCAGGUCAGGGAAAAUGCUUACCUUCUCCAAAACAGUUGGAACGAAUGCAUGGUUGCCUACGUUGGGAUGAGUGGGAUUGGAAGGACAAGCUCAGGUUCAGCAUUGUUGAGGUUCAGAGAUCUUUGAGUCAAGCCAGACCCAUCAGUGCUUUUGGAUGACCCAGCAACCUUCUUCUUGUCGGGAGAAGAUUGUCCUCAGUGCCACCCUUCUUCUUAAUCUUGUCUGCUGUAUUGGCUGCCUGUCAUGCAUUUAUCUGUCUGCCAUUUUGUUUGCUCAGCAGCAGAUUGCUCAAUACUGCUGUCAGAAGGUAACUGACACCAAACUCAGCAGGCCAGGCAGCCUGAAGAAGGGUCCUAACCAAAAACGUUGCCUGUCCAUUCCCUCCACAGAUGCUGCCUGACCCACUGAGUUCUUCCAACAGUUUGUUUUUGCUCAAUUUCAUUUAAUUUAGUUUAUUGCCAUGUGGUACAGUGAAAAGCUUUUGUUGCGUGCUAACCAGUCAGCGGAAAGACUGUACAUAAUUCCAAUUGAACCAUCCACAGAUACAUGAUAAAGGGGAUAAUGUGAAUAAAAUGUUGUGUCGGGUGGCCAGGAAAAUUAAAUAGGUAUAUCGCUUUCAAUCUUCU
Messenger RNA from Leucoraja erinaceus (little skate), 10481 nucleotides. It is a transcript of the gene loxhd1a, whose product is annotated as lipoxygenase homology PLAT domains 1a. The record is from RefSeq and is a predicted model, not a curated record. The coding region runs from base 1424 to 9493 and encodes 2689 amino acids. NCBI's taxonomy places the organism in Eukaryota, Metazoa, Chordata, Chondrichthyes, Rajiformes, Rajidae. The transcript is spliced from 48 exons. Gene Ontology annotation, molecular function: protein binding.